Messenger RNA from Diaporthe citri, 495 nucleotides. RefSeq lists its product as uncharacterized. Bases 1 to 495 code for a protein of 164 amino acids. The record is from RefSeq and is a predicted model, not a curated record. Lineage: Eukaryota; Fungi; Ascomycota; Sordariomycetes; Diaporthales; Diaporthaceae. The transcript is spliced from 3 exons.
AUGGCUGCCGCAAAGUGCAAAUUGGACAUGGUGAGACAGCUCGUCCGGACCGGUGCCGACCACGGCAUCGUGGACUCUGCGUUCGGCGAAUCAGUGCUAUACUCUGCUGUUGGACACGAACACGAACCGAGCGGACGAGAGAUCAUCGAAUACCUCGUGGAGGAAGUCAGCGUCGACGACAACGCUCGCGGCGGCAAAUGGAUUUAUCCUCUUCUGCGGGUGGUGGGUGAGCAACCCGAUCUUGACGCUCAGGGCCAUGAGGAGGACCGCGAAUCGCAGUACUACUCCCAAACGGCGGCUGGGAGGAAUCGUGGGAAGAUGCAUGACCCAGAGCACACGUACACUGACUUGGAUGAGUAUGAAAAGGAGAUCAGGGGAGGAUCACCUGUGUCUGCUGACCAGUCUGAGUAUGGAGGCGAGACCGGAAGUGAGAAUGAAGAGCGAGACGAAGAUGACAGCGAAAGCGAAGAGGAGGAAGAGGAUGACAGUGAGUAG